This is a messenger RNA of Nannizzia gypsea CBS 118893, 4065 nucleotides long. RefSeq lists its product as hypothetical. The record is from RefSeq and is a predicted model, not a curated record. Bases 1 to 4065 code for a protein of 1354 amino acids. The transcript is spliced from 3 exons. Lineage: Eukaryota; Fungi; Ascomycota; Eurotiomycetes; Onygenales; Arthrodermataceae.
AUGGCAGAGCAGAGCAGCAACGAUGUGGUAAACCAAACCCGGUCGGGCGGCGACCUCUCGCCUUCCGACGUUCCUGCGAGCAAACCUGACAAUUUGACUGCUGGAGGGGACCGGGGGGAUGUUCAAACUUCUGAUAACAACUCAAAACCAACGGCAAACACGGAAUCGUCGCAGGAAAUAUCAACGGGUAACCCAUCGUCAACUGAAGUGAACGGAGUCAGUUCGGAGAAUAACGAUGCAAAUACCAGCUUAUCGCCAAAUGCUGGAGAUGGGAGUGGAGGAUCCGAUACAGAUGCAAGUCGACCGGACGCAAGAUCUAACGCAGACGGGGCUCAACACUCUAGGACAAGCUCUGUAAAAAGGCCGGCAUCAUUCAAACCAGUUUCGUUCGCCAAGUUCUCUGUGACAAAGCCCCUGGGUUCGAAUGGGAAUAGCAAAACAGGUCCGGAGAAAGCACCAUUUCUAUCAUCAACUCCGCCGUCAUCCACAUCCACCCCUCUCAGCUCGCGGCCACGGUUAGUCGCGAAAUCUGGAAGUGGGCUUCGAGAUUCUUCCCCCCGGACAUCUACUGCUGGGAGUAAAAGCGUCUCAGGGGCGCCUGACGCCAAUCUAGUAUGGAAUAAAAACCGGCCUGUUCAACCGCCCCCGACAAAGCACCUUACGGACGAAGAAUUGAAGCAGCAAUAUGGAAUCCACAUGACAUCACGCAUACAAACCGAUGACAAUGAGAAAGAGGCCAAAUGGGCGGAUAUUGAUGACGACGAAGAUGACUGGGCUCCUGAAACUAUCGAAUGGAACGAUGGCACCAAAAUUACAUUGACUCAUACUGAAGGCACUGCGCCAGGCUCUCAAGAGACUAGUGCUCCAGCUAUCAACUCAAGCGAUCAAAAAAGGCAACCGUCACCAGCAAAAAAUGCGCCACCAGCCCGUGAAGCCCCUAGGCUUUUACUUUCGAAACCGUCAAGCUCUCUGGGGUCGAAUACCACAAUCCUGAAAGUCGGCGCAAGCGCCGAAAAGCAGCAAUCUAAACAGGGUGGCGACUUGUCAAAAAUUAGCAAUGACAAGCCCACAUUAACAUCAAAAGGCCCUUCUGCGGUGAGAUCACCUUGGGCCCCAUUACCACCUGUGGAGAAAGCGUCUCCUCUAGCACUUAACCCCCCCGCUCAGAGCCAAGGCCAUCGAUUUAACCAGGCCGAGCCUCCGAGGCUAGAUGCUGGCCCAGCUCCUCCAACGAAAGAAAUUGCUGCCGAUGACUUCAAUAGGUCUUGGAGGGAUAGACAACCCGCCGCUCCUCGUGAACUUUACAACUCUCAUUCAGGUAGAUACGAACCCGUUCCAGACAACCGACAUAGCGCUUUAAGGAAUGAUAGAUCGGUGAAGAAUGACGGCCAUUUCAGGCCUGCUUCCCUUCUUCAAAGGUCGAUGCAUAAUGAACAACCUGGGCCCGCUGAACCGUCGCCUGCUUUCCAGACUCACCGAAGCCCUACGGAAGCUAGCCCUUGGGGCCGUCGACGCGCCUCGUCAAAUGUAAGUGGCGGUAGUGGAGGGUUCGCUAGAAGGAUGUCUUUGACCAGACCCGAACUUCCUUUUAAAGCCGGCCCACCAUCCACAGGGACACUUGAGAGGUCCGCAUCACCAAAUGCCCGUCAAAUGCAAAAUGGCCAAAUCGCUCCAAGCCUUGGCUCCCCGUCUCAGCAGUCACACAGGAGUCUUGAUCAUGGACCACCCGGCUAUCAUCAGGCUUCACCUAUCUCUCAGAGCAACGUACCGUCUCAAGGUGUUGCGGAGGGUUCAACCUCUCAGCCUCCAGUCAUUGUUGAAGACCCAGUUGCAAUGCAACAAAGGAUUAUGCGGGAAAAACGAGAGAUGGCGAGACAGCGACGACUAGAACAGGAAGCUAAAGAAGAAGCUGCAAAACAAGAGCGCAUAAGGAUAAAACUCCAAUCUAUGGGUGUACCUGCCAAUGAACUCCCAGGGGCAAAAGAUGCCACGCCCUCUUCAAGCGCAGAAUCAAAACGGCCAACCAACCCACCAUCAACAUCCGCUACUACGAUAUCCUCACCUCCGAAACCCCCAGUCCCGGAAUUAACAGGAGAACCCAAGCAGUACGGCAUGAUGAAGGUGCAUCACCCCGAAUCAGUGAAGAGGUUGGUAGCCUCUUCUGAGAAACCCCCUGAGAAACCCCAUCAGGCUGGAAAUGAGGUGCAGAAUCAUCAAAUAUCGCCUUCCCAUAAGCAACCGCUACCCGAGGCCCAUGUCACUGUUAAUGGUUCAAAAACUCCACAAGAAACCCAGACAAAAUCUUCACAGCCUAUCUAUGGGCCGCAACCAGAAGAAAGGCCGCCCAAUUGGAAGUAUUCCGUACCAUCAACGUCUACCUACAGUUGGCCGAGUUCAAAAGGCCAUGCGGCGAAUCUUGGAGCUCUUUGGGGACCACCAACUAAUGAUAAGGCUUUGGGCAAUGGCACAUUUGAUAGAAGUCUUGCAAGCUUUCCAUCAGAACUCAGUUCUCUGGGCUUGACCGAACAGCAACAUCUCUAUCCCCAACAGGCCCAAGAAGGGACCGAAAUGCCGGAGGGAAUUUCACGCCCUCUACCUCCUCCCUCUAAAGCAGUUCCGGAUAACGCAAAGCCAUUAUCCCCCCUGUCAUCUCCUGAUAAUGUGCGGCCGGAUCGCAUAGGUGAUAAUCCAAAACCGAUUGCUCCGCCCGGUCCGAUUGCGCCGCCAUCCUAUAAUCAAGGUCAAAGAUGGCAGCAAGAUCGAUUACCUCACCGUGGUCAGGAAACUGCAGCUUGGGGUAAUUUUCAUUUGGUCGCUAGAAAAGCGGAGCUGGAGGAGAAUGAAAGGUUUCAUCAAGAUCUCAAAGCACUUCAUGAAGAAGAAGCCAGGACAGGAAUCACCCCAUCUCUCCAAACAACCUUCAAUGAAACGUGGAGACAAGUUGAAGCUGGAGAACGUCCGGGGAAUCGAAAUAUCAUUGGAGUGGUUUCUAAAACUUCUGAUAAAGAUUCCCAAUCUUCUCCCUUCCACCAAAUUGAUUCUGUCGGCGGUCUUUCUUUCAGUGAUAAACAGAAAGCCGUGCCUCCGCCCUCAACCCGAGGUUCCCGUUUUUUCCCACCAGCCACUGAACCAAAGCGCCCAAGCAACCAAGAGCCUAUGUCACCUCGCAGCGAAUCUCCUCCCCCACCGGAAGAAGUGUCUAGCCACCCUGUGUUCACAGGAGAUUCUCAACGGCCAUUAGUUCACCUUCCGAACCCCAAACCUCGCGUCAAGCUCCCUCCAGGCUCCCUCCAUACGCCUAACCCACCACCUCCCCCAGCUCCUGCAACAUUUGCUGCUAUGGUUGCUUCACCCCCUCCUGCACGAACGCCAGCGCAGCCAAUUGCAAGUACCACAUCCUGGCAAGACAGAUUCAACGGACUAUUUGGAAAGAAGACGUCCCAACCGGCCCAGAGGAAGAACAGCUCUCUCGCCGUUGCUUCUGCAACUAAGGAGCCCCUGGAUGUAAUAUCGACUGCUUCAUCUGCUGCCGUAUCUUUCCCACAAUAUGAUGAGAAGCGGAAAUUUGCAGGGGAUCCUGAUAAAGUAGCGACUAAAGAGGUUGAGGAUGAGGAAGCAAUAUUUGAAGAUCGCGAGGCAGGAUCGUUACCCGUCGUCAAAGUGCCUGACAUGGCCCCGCGAGCUGCGUGGCACCCAGCCCCUAAACAGUCUCGCUUCCGAACCAAGUACCAGAAACCGGUGUUAUCACAAAGCAUUGAACCAUAUACUAUUGGAAGCUUUGAACGUGAUAGCAACGGGGAAAUCUCUGUCAUCGUUCGGCCACCAGGAAAAGGGUUGAAAAUGGUUCCCUUGCCUAAGCGAGGUGGAAGCAGCGCAGGGAAAUUUCGUUCAAAUCCAAAGAAUCGUUCACGAAACCCAAGAUCCAGAGAAGGGAGCGGGUCAUAUCAAAAUUCACACCCUACCAAGAAGACUGUGUCUACUACGGCCAACACUUCACCGCCUACCUCGCUGUCAACUUCCACUCGCCAGGGUUCUCACAGAUCCCAUCAAAGCAGCGCAAAGUAA